Molecule: messenger RNA, 308 nt
Organism: Gongylonema pulchrum
Lineage: Eukaryota; Metazoa; Nematoda; Chromadorea; Rhabditida; Gongylonematidae
Source: the annotation of a GenBank genome assembly
AUGGUGAAUCCGAAAGGUAUCAGACGCGGUACGCGUUAUAUGUUUGCACGGCCAUUCCGAAAGCACGGUAUCGAGCCGCUCUCCACAUUUUACCGCACUUAUCGCCGUGGCGACAUCGUCGAUAUCAAGGGUAACGGGGCCUUCCAGAAAGGCAUGCCGUUCAAAGCCUAUCAUGGACGUACGGGGCGUGUGUUCAACGUGACCAAACAUGCUGUUGGCGUACUGGUGAACAAACGUGUCAGGUACUGUUUCAGUUCCGGUUCUUAUUAUUUUUUGCCUUUUGCUCUGUUACAGUCUUUUUUAUAGGC